CAAUUCAAGGCACGUGGUUGCCUGGAAAUAAGCGUCUUUUGAUGCCAAAAUGUUCCCCAUUCCUCCAGGUCAGACUCCAAUGUUUCCACCAUAUACCCCACUCCAGCCAUUACAGCCAGAAGCAGGAUUUGGGGAAAAUCCACCUGUUCCACCUAUUCCACCUGUGACUGGCACACCCCCGGACGGUUCAGCACCGGUUCCUCGUCUCGCAGACUUUGUCUGUCCCCCACGACCUAACCAUGGCACAGAUGGCAAACCAAUCUUGCUCAAAGCUAAUCACUUUCAGGUCCGCAUCCCAAAGGGCUUCAUACACCACUACGACAUCUCCAUAACUCCCGACAAAUGUCCUCGAAGAGUGAACAGGGAAAUCAUCGAAACCAUGGUCAACUCAUACAGUCAGAAAAUUUUUCAAGGACAGAAACCAGUGUUUGACGGCAGAAAGAACUUGUACAGUCGUGAGCCACUUCCUAUUGGAAGGGAAAAGGUCGAGUUGCAAGUAACAUUACCGGGAGAGGGCAAAGAUAGAGAAUUUAACGUAGUCAUCAAAUGGCAGGCACAAGUGAGCUUGUUUGCUCUUGAAGAGUCGUUAGCGGGGCGUAUACACCAGGUUCCCACUGACGCAACCCAGGCACUAGACGUCAUAUUACGUCAUCUUCCCAGCAUGACCUACACACCAGUGGGUCGAUCCUUUUUCUCCCCACCGGAGGGGUAUGACCAUCCCCUAGGAGGCGGUAGAGAGGUGUGGUUUGGUUUUCAUCAAAGUGUCCGCCCAUCUCACUGGAAAAUGAUGCUCAACAUUGAUGUGUCUGCUACAGCAUUUUAUAAGGCUCAGCCUGUUAUUGAAUUCCUAUGUGAAGUUUUGGAUAUCAAGGAUAUAAGCGAACAGAAGCGACCGCUGACGGACUCGCAAAGAGUCAAGUUCACAAAGGAAAUAAAAGGACUUAAAGUAGAAAUCACCCAUUGUGGAACAAUGAAGAGAAAAUACAGAGUGUGUAACGUAACACGAAGGCCAGCACAAACUCAGUCGUUUCCUCUACAGUUAGAUUCUGGUCAGACAGUUGAAUGUACAGUUGCCAGAUACUUCCUGGAAAGAUACAAGAUGAAACUCAUGUACCCUCAUUUACCGUGUCUUCAAGUGGGACAAGAACAGAAACAUACAUAUUUACCAUUGGAGGUGUGCAAUGUUGUUGGUGGCCAGAGGUGUAUCAAGAAGCUGACAGAUAUGCAGACCUCGACAAUGAUCAAGGCCACAGCAAGGUCUGCCCCUGACAGAGAAAAGGAGAUUAAUAACCUUGUACAAAAAGCUGAUUUCAACCAAGAUCCCUACCUGCAAACGUUCGGGAUUAAUGUCAACUACCAAAUGACGGAGGUCAGGGGUCGCGUGCUGCCACCUCCACGGAUAGAGUACGGCGGCAGGCAGACAAAGGCCCAGGCUGUACCCAACCAGGGCGUAUGGGACAUGAGAGGCAAGCAGUUCUUCUCUGGUAUAGAGAUCCGUGUCUGGGCUAUCGCCUGCUUUGCACCACAACGAACUGUCCGAGAGGACGCUCUCAGGAAUUUCACCCAGCAGUUACAGAGGAUUUCCAAUGAUGCAGGCAUGCCAAUUGUGGGACAGCCUUGUUUCUGUAAAUAUGCCACAGGGCCAGACCAGGUGGAACCCAUGUUUAGAUACCUGAAAAAUACUUACCAGGGUCUGCAACUCAUUGUUGUUGUCCUGCCAGGCAAAACACCCGUGUAUGCUGAAGUGAAGAGAGUUGGAGACAUCCUGUUUGGACUUGCCACUCAAUGUGUCCAGGCUAAGAAUGUGAACAAAACCACACCUCAGACUUUAUCCAAUCUGUGUCUCAAGAUUAAUGUCAAGCUCGGUGGUAUCAACAACAUUCUACUUCCCAGUAUCCGACCAAAUGUAUUCCGGGAGCCAGUCAUUUUCCUGGGAGCUGAUGUGACUCACCCACCUGCUGGGGACGCUAGUAAACCCUCUAUUGCAGCUGUUGUCGGCAGUAUGGAUGCCCAUCCGAGUCGCUACUCCGCUACAGUUAGGGUGCAGCAACAUCGUCAAGAGAUUAUACAAGAGCUCUCGACAAUGGUGCGAGAGUUGCUCAUCCACUUCUACAAGGCCACUAGAUUUAAACCCACCCGUAUUAUCUUCUAUAGAGAUGGAGUCAGCGAGGGCCAGUUUGCACAGGUGCUGUCACAUGAACUACGAGCUGUGCGUGAAGCAUGUAUGAAGCUAGAGUUGGGUUAUCAGCCAGGCAUAACAUUCAUUGUAGUACAGAAACGACAUCACACUCGCCUCUUCUGUGCGGACAGAAAGGACCAGAUAGGGCGAAGUGGCAACAUUCCAGCAGGGACCACAGUCGAUGUGGGCAUCACCCACCCGACAGAAUUUGACUUCUAUUUAUGUAGUCAUGCAGGAAUACAGGGUACUAGCAGGCCGUCACAUUACCAUGUGUUAUGGGACGACAACCGUUUCCAGGCAGACGAACUGCAGACGCUAACCUACCAGCUGUGUCACACUUACGUCCGCUGUACACGAAGUGUUUCCAUUCCUGCUCCAGCCUACUACGCACACUUGGUGGCGUUUAGGGCACGUUAUCAUCUUGUGGAAAAGGAACAUGACAGUGGAGAGGGCAGUCGUCACUCUGACAAUAGUGAGGAUCGAACACCGACAGCCAUGGCUCGGGCUGUCACAGUUCACCCAGAUACCACCAGGGUCAUGUACUUUGCCUAAUUGACCAAGAGUGCCAGAAUUACUGGGAUUCCAGAGCUUUAAUUUCACAGUCCAUUCAACCUUAUGCAGCAAGACUCAAACCAGGUCUAUCUGGCGUUGUUUAUACUUGUAUUCUUAUUGACCAGACAUCAGAAUCAACAGCCAUCAACAAAAAAGACGCCUUGGUGUGACAAUUGUUCCUUGUGACAUAGACGCUUUGUUGUGACAAUUGUUCCUUGUGGCAAUGACGCCUUGGUGUGACAACUGUUUGGCAUGACAAGUGGACAUGUAUUUUAGAAUGUUCAAAUGCUCUUUUACCAUAUCGCCUCCCUGUACAUAGUGGACUUACCUGUUAAUUGAUAUUAAUUACCUGUACUUGAGCAGUGAGGGCCUGACACAGUAUCACUAAAUGUAUGGGUAGUUGUAACUUAGUUUUAACUUAAUCACAAUUGAUCAGCAUCCCCAUCUUUAAUAUUUACUCAAAAAGGUACUUAAAAAGCUAAACCAUAGUCUAUUAAAUGCCUUUGAAAUGGUUUAUGACUGAUGACUUAACCAGCUAUUUUUAAAACAGAACUGUUAUCUAAUUUUGUAUCUUGGGAAAUUUUCUAAGUAGCUGAUCUGUAGUGACUUUUUUAUUCCUUUGUCUUUUUUUUUCCUUCUUUUGUUUUUUUUAAUAUUUGUAGGUGUCAAACCAGUAGAAACGGUUUAAUAGUCAGAAAUUUUAUGUGUGAUUCAUGGCGUCAUUUAUUCCCACAACUAUUUAUUGUCAUCUUUUUUCUGUGUGUACAACAGAUGUUUGGGCUGUGAACAAGGAAGGUAGCAGGGACAGCCAUGGUAGUACCUCACAUCCUGCAAAGGAUAUAUACAAAUCCAAUAAUGCCCCACAAAAGUUUCUCUAAAAUCAUGUACUAUAGAUUUAUCUUGCCUUUUCUAUACCAUUAUCUAUAUAUCUGCUUGUUUUGAUGUACAAUCAAAGUGUGCCACCUACUGGCUGCAUUUUCUCCCUGCUACUUUCUCUGAUAUUUUAUUAAGAUUUUUAUACCUGCAUUUAUCAUAUGAUAGUACAUAUGUAGAAUUUGUAGUCCUAUGUGCUUAUUUUAAUGAUGUGGCCAAUGACAUAUACUGGGAAUUUAUCCGGUAGAAAGGUACGUACUGUGGUGCUGACAAAUAGCCAAAGUAGAAGACUUAUCUAAAAUUUCUUUCUUCUUAACUUUUAUCUGGAAUAGAUUUGUAUUUGAGGUUUGUAAUGUUCAUUUUAAAACAAAAUUGUGCAGGUAAUUUAAACAACUUUGAGUUUGAACUGUCUUUCAUUCUUGCCCUUUUGUGGUGCGAUAUGGCAGUUUGGUUUGGUUGAAACACACGAGGUUAAUUUGGGUAUUUUUCAAACCGAUAGUCUUGUAUUUAUUGAAUAGUCAGUUUAACCUUUUACUGUACAGGUUGAAAUUGCCAGCAUGCUAGUGAAAUAUGUUGAUCAUUCUUCACUAACAUUUUAUUAAUUGUAAGAUUUUAUAUGUUAGAAUUAUUUUGUGGGUGUUUGGCCUCCGUGAUUCUUGUACAUACAGUAGCUAUUACAACCAUGACACUGACAUCAUUGCCCAAGUUGAUGACAAACUGAGAGUGAGGGUAGUGUCUAGAUCCCUUUCAAUUUUCUACUGCUAAGUUGGAAAAACUGUGAAAUUCUGAUUUAAAUGUCAUAUAUAUUAUACAAUUUUAAAAGGAAACAUUAAUUUUACAAUUUUUUCCAACAUCUUAAUAGAAUAUGUACCAUUUAUCCCAAAAAAGGUUUGAUGUAAAUUCAAAUAUUUUGCUUUUUAAAAUUAACACAGUUUCGCCUAAUGUGUCAUUUAGCAUAAAAACCAUAGAUUUUUGUAUCGAGUCCCACCAGUGGUUUAAACCAAUACUACCUGUGUUGUAUCCACCUUGUAUUCUCAACACCUACAACCAAGCCUGUUCUCUUGUCUUCCCAGACACCAAGUCCCAUCUCGCUUGAAUAUUAUGCAAUUACAUUCAAAACAUUGGUUCAACUCAUUCUUAUCCAUUAAUAGAAGGCUAGCAGAUAUUCACACAACAGUAUUUUUGCAAUUAUUUUAGGGCCAGUAAAAUAUUUUCCAGUCAGAUAGAUUUUUUUGUAUAAUAUGUUCACUUAUUCCUGAUGUAUCAAGGGUUAUUGAAAACAAUGUAAUAGCACCAAAUACAGUUUUCAUAAAAAAAUUGGGUUCCAAUUUUAUACAAUGAAGUUUUCCGUAAUUUUGACAAAAAAUUUUGUAAUUAUUUAAAGAAUGUGUUGAAGUUGUUUGGUGAAUCAUGACAGUAGAAUUCAAUGGAAUCGUGAUAAAAUUUGUUAGAGAACUGAAAAUUCAGAGAUUCUUAUAUUGUUUCAAAAAUCAGAAUAUUGAUUAUGCAAUCAUUGUUUUUGAGACCUUUUACCAGAUAACAUUUCUUAACUAUAGAAGUAGACAUUGUUUUUAUAAAACAAGGACUUAUUUAAUGUAUGGGCCCAGUCUUGUAAUGUUAGUAAUGUCAGAAGUAAUUACAUUAGGCAGGCAGUGUCAGAUAUGAGGAUAUUUUUAGGGGGGAGGGGAGAUGUCAAUGUAUACCAACUGUUGUUGGUGUCCAUGUACCACUGUUUAUUGCAUUGUCACAGUUUUCCAAAUAAGAUUCUUGAAUACUCUUAUUAAUAAUAAAAUGUCUAGUCAACCAAAACUGCGAUAGGUCCUGUCACUUUAUUUCUGUUUAUUGGACAAAGAUAGCCUUUAGAUUCCAAAUUACUUUUAUUGUAUAUAAAAUUUAUCAAUUGAGUUUGAAGUAUUUUUCUAGCUGUAUUUGAAACAAAAAUAUUCUGCAUUCAAGUCAAGUAAGAAUAUAUUCACUACAUAAUAAGAUAAUUUUAUCUACAGUAAUUUGUGUUUUCAAUGAUGAAUUUUACUCACCUAGAUUUUUUCCUGUACGAGUGCCUCCUUACUACAUUGUAAUAUUAAGUGUAGAUAACCUUGUGUACCAACGUGAUGGCCUGUGUGGUUGUGUUUGCUUUAAAAGGAGUGUACUGAUAUAUAUAGCCUUCAACAAUGUUUGCCUAUAAACCAAGAAAAAAUACGUAACCAAAUGUUUCAUUCAAAUUUGUUUGCUUUUGAAAUGCUAGAGAUAAAGUCCGAGAUUCUUGUUUGUUGAUGUCUCACUCAGAACAAUAGACUAGUGCAUAUAUAUGACAUCUGUUAUUAAGGAUCCUUAUCAAAACAUUCCAUACAACAUUUAAAACUGAAAAAUAAAGAGAAAGUGAGAUAUUAGUUGAAUAAAAUCAAAUGCCCCCCAUCCCAAUCCACCAAUCAAGCAUUUUGAUAUAUAUUCCAAGUUGGUGUGUUUUUAAUACUGGCUGGAGACUGUUUCUACAAGUUUGUGGUUGUCUAUGAUUGAUAAUACCAAAGUAUUGGAAAUGUAUUGUAAUGGUUCAGACUUUCUGUGGGACUUUGGUAUAGGAUUAGCAUGUUAUAAUAACAUUGGUAAACAGGACCUGAAGAGGAACAAAACAAGACACUCUCACACUAUAUCUUAUACUUUUUCGUGUUGUGGUUGCAUAUCUCUUAUUUUAUUGAAAAUGAUUCGCUUACAACCAAACCCACCUAGUCUUGACACAAGGCUGAAAAAGCAUUCCUUUAUUUUACAAUUUAUCUGCAGAUUAUAUCUAGACGAAAGUCCACAGUUAUAAGUGCCAUUGGGACUGUCAUGUUGAUCAUAUAGUUUUCAGUGGCAGUCCUGUGAAUGAAAUAGUCCUACUUUUGUGGUGGUGAUUUGAAUGUAAAGUUAAACUAGUCCUAUAUCACAACUUUGUUGUAUAUGUAGUCAAAUUCAUGUGAAAGCAAUUUGUUGUGUGAAAAUGUCCUUAAUGCAAAUUGUCAUUACAUCUAAUUGAUAUGAUUUUUUUUCUCUUUAAAUAUUUUUAUUAUUGAUGCAAUUUGUAUAGGCCUACAGAAGUGUAUGUGUUGGGCUUUAUGUAUAGGAUCAUUGGUCUGCCAACAAGGUGCGUCAUUCUGAAGUCUUUGUUUAGAGUGCAAUUUUAAUGUCCAAAUUGUUCCAUUAUCAUAUCAAAAUGUGUGUGCUUUAUAGCAGGUCUGUUGUCCUUACGAAGACAUAUCAAGAUACCAUAAUGAUUCGUUUUAGCUCAAUAGUUCGUUUUGGAGAUGGCACUUACGAUAGUGUGGUAUCUGUUUUGUCCCGGUAUGUGUGUGCUGGUAAGCGUCUGUGAGUGAUUGUGAACAGUAAAGAGGUCCUAAUCAGUUUGUGUAUCAGAUGGGUCCCUUUCUGUUUUUGUUUCCACCCACCCUGGCCCAUUAUAUUGAGGGCCUUUGUCAUUCAGAAUUCCCUCAUCCGUAGGUAUCUUUUUUGUUAAAUAUGUAUGUAUAUUAUGACAAAGUGUUGAUGUGUUAUUUAAAAAAAAAUAUUUUCUUUUUUUCAUAAUUUGUACAUUUUUUUUUCUUUUGUAUGCUGGACAAUAUGGCAUCUGAUAAAAGUAUUGCAAACAAUUUAUGCAAGAAUGAAAGAAGGCAUUUUGUCCUGCCAUUUAUCUUAUCUGUCAGCCUUGUUUUCUGCGUUACCUAAGGUUCCCUUUAGGAUCGUGAUGGGAGAGAUUUGACAGAACCUGAAAUAUUAGGGGAUCAUCUUAUCACACUUAAACUACAAAUAACAAUUCAAGAUAUUUAAUUAAUAGUGUAGCUGGCAUUCACCCAAAUUUGUUUUUUAUAAUUUCACAAUCACUCGCUGCCUGUCAUGUGAAAUAAUUCAAACAGCCAAUCACAAGUGUUGCUAUAUAUUUCAGAGGGUCAAAAUCUCAUGUUUAUUCUUUUAAGAAUGAAAUAACAUGGUUGCAAAAGUUUGCAGUUCAUCAAAGUAAUCACUCUUCACUGCUCUGAAAGUGGAUCUGUUUUAUUAAGUUACGGAAAAUUUGAAUCUUAGGAGAUAGAUCUGCCAGCUAAUAAAACAAAAAUUUCUACCAUCUGCUAAGUAUUCACCUUAAACAUCAUUUAAUGAUCAGCCAGUACAAGUAUGUGUGUACUUAUCACAUAAUUCCAUUGUAGUUUUAAGUGACAUUUUACUGUAACCAUGGUAAUUUUAGGUCGGAAUACUUGUCCUUUUCCCUCAUUGUUCUGAAGCUUGAAUAAAAAAAAAUAGAGAAAGAAAUUGUCCACGCUGUUCAGAUGUUGUAGCCUGUAAUUUUGAUAAAAGGUUAAAAGUUUUGAACACUUAAAACAAGAACAAAUAGAGAGUGCAUUAAAGAAUAAAACUCUUAGAUGAUCAGGAGAGUAUUGAAGAACGAAUCAAACGUAGAAGAAACAGUGUUAUGAAAAGAGAACAAAAGACCAGCCUUUCUGUACAAAAAUUGGAUUGAACACAAGUUUGGAAACAUUUGUAUGUUGUAGUUAAAGAUUUAAAAUGUAACGGGAAAAAGUAUUCUUGAAUGUAUUUUUUUUUUGGUUUUGGGAACAAAAUCUGCCUUAAAGUUCAAAAUUGUUUACAGGUACAGAACAAUAUUAAAUCGGUGAACAGCAUUGAACACAACACUUCAAAGGUUACAACAGGUUAGGAAUCCAUAGGAUUAAUUGUGAACGGGUUUAUAUUUGUGCCUAUUUGUAAGGUUGUUUGCAUCCUGCCUUUCAAUCUGAUGUAUUUUGUAAUUUAAAACUUAAAGAUAUCCGUUCAUUCUAGGUUAAGGUUUAAAUUUUUAUGAAUGGUAAGUAGGAUUAGAUUUCUUUUUUAAUCUUUACAUCGGCAUAAAUGAACUAUCAUUACUGUGUGCAAAUGAAAGAGACCAUAAUAUGAUUUCCUGCAUCACAUUAACGGCUUGUGAUGCAAGUUGUACCAGGAAAUAAAAAUCUAACAUGACUUGUAAUAUUGAAUAGUAUGGAAAGUCAUGAAGUAACAGUGUUGUUUAUCUUUUGUCUAGCAAUAUGUGUUUCAUGGAGUCUUGUUUGGGCAAAGCAAUAUUCCACACAAUAAAUAAGAAAACAAGUCAGCAAUAUCACAAAGCAUAUGUAAUGUUUGUUAUCAGCUAGCUGCUGUUGUGUUUGGAGAAUAUUAAGGACUGAUCACUGCAGUGAAGUAUCUAGUUGAUUUUAUCCACUUAUCAUCUGUAUCUCAUGUUGUAUCAUAUUUCCCCCAGUCUAGUUAAGCACUGUUGCUUUUUAAAGAGUCCUAUAAGUAUUUUAAAUUAAUAAAAUGAAGAAAUGUAUAUUAAAAA
Molecule: messenger RNA, 8939 nt
Organism: Ylistrum balloti
Lineage: Eukaryota; Metazoa; Mollusca; Bivalvia; Pectinida; Pectinidae
Product: protein argonaute-2-like
Exons: 21
Coding region: 50-2731 (893 amino acids)
Molecular function (GO): RNA binding; protein binding
Source: RefSeq, a predicted model, not a curated record